This is a messenger RNA of Drosophila willistoni, 1559 nucleotides long. RefSeq names its product cysteine desulfurase, mitochondrial (gene Nfs1). Gene Ontology annotation, cellular component: mitochondrion; cytosol; nucleus. Bases 77 to 1462 code for a protein of 461 amino acids. Gene Ontology annotation, molecular function: cysteine desulfurase activity; pyridoxal phosphate binding. Lineage: Eukaryota; Metazoa; Arthropoda; Insecta; Diptera; Drosophilidae. The transcript is spliced from 2 exons. The record is from RefSeq and is a predicted model, not a curated record. Gene Ontology annotation, biological process: [2Fe-2S] cluster assembly.
CUGUUUGCGAGCAAUGGUAAAAAAAGUGCAGAGUAUAUAAUAUAUAAGAUUGUGAAAUCCACUUCCGCAAACAAAAAUGCAGAAAGUGCUGUUUUGCCGCCAACAGACGCACCUGGUGCGGACGUUAUUAAGACAUAAUUCCUCCUCAUCCGCGUCACCUGCGAAGUCAACAGGAGCGCCAAAAUUGGCCGCCACAUCCAAAGAAUUUCGUGAGCGUCAAGUGCGUUUCAAUAUCAAGAAUGAACAGACAGAGGGACGUCCCCUAUAUUUGGAUGCUCAAGCUACGACUCCGCUGGACCCACGUGUCCUAGAUGCCAUGUUGCCUUAUCUGACCAAUUACUAUGGUAAUCCACACUCGCGAACUCACGCCUAUGGCUGGGAGACAGAGCAGGCUGUGGAGAAGGCACGUGAACAGGUGGCUCGUCUGAUUGGAGCAGACCCCAAAGAGAUUAUAUUCACAUCGGGAGCCACAGAAUCAAAUAAUAUAUCCUGCAAAGGAGUGGCCCGUUUCUAUGGAACCAAAAAGAAGCAUGUCAUCACCACCCAGACGGAACACAAAUGUGUCUUGGACUCUUGCCGUGCUCUGGAGAACGAAGGCUUUCGUGUGACUUAUUUGCCAGUGCAGGCAAAUGGUUUAAUUGAUCUUAAGCAAUUGGAGUCGGCUCUAACACCAGACACAUCUUUGGUCUCGAUAAUGACAGUGAACAAUGAAAUUGGUGUGCAGCAACCCAUCCAAGAGAUUGGGCAACUGUGUCGUUCUCGAAAAGUAUUUUUCCACACAGAUGCCGCCCAAGCGGUGGGCAAAGUGCCCGUGGAUGUAAAUUCCAUGGAUAUUGAUCUGAUGUCCAUAUCGGGGCACAAGCUCUACGGUCCCAAGGGUGUGGGUGCUCUGUAUGUACGUCGACGCCCCCGUGUACGAUUGGAGCCCAUUCAGAGCGGUGGCGGCCAGGAGCGUGGUCUGCGUAGUGGCACUGUGCCGGCUCCCCUCGUGGUUGGCUUGGGAGCAGCAGCCGAAUUGGCUCAGCAGGAAAUGGAAUACGACAAGAAAUGGGUGGACUUCUUGUCUAAUCGCUUGCUCGAAAGAAUUACCGCAGUCUUGCCGCAUGUCAUCCGUAAUGGAGAUCCCAAAAGCACUUACAAUGGCUGUCUGAAUCUAUCUUUUGCUUAUGUGGAGGGUGAGUCCUUGCUAAUGGCCCUUAAGGAUGUCGCUCUAAGCAGCGGUUCGGCCUGCACUUCAGCAUCGUUGGAGCCUUCGUAUGUCCUGCGUGCCAUUGGUACCGAUGAAGAUUUAGCUCACAGCUCAAUCCGAUUCGGCAUUGGACGCUUUACGACCAUCGAAGAGGUGGACUAUACGGCUGACAAGUGUAUCAAACAUGUGGAACGAUUGCGCGAAAUGUCACCACUAUGGGAAAUGGUACAAGAGGGCAUUGACCUCAAGACCAUACAAUGGUCACAGCACUAAAAGUCGGUGGCAGCAGAUUAAAAAUUUCCAUUGAGUGGAUAUACUAGUUUAGACGUUACUGUUUCGAAGAAUAAAAGAUUAAUCUAAAUUCCUAAAA